Molecule: messenger RNA, 1062 nt
Organism: Dothidotthia symphoricarpi CBS 119687
Lineage: Eukaryota; Fungi; Ascomycota; Dothideomycetes; Pleosporales; Dothidotthiaceae
Product: S-adenosyl-L-methionine-dependent methyltransferase
Exons: 2
Coding region: 1-1062 (353 amino acids)
Biological process (GO): mitochondrial respiratory chain complex I assembly
Cellular component (GO): mitochondrion
Molecular function (GO): S-adenosylmethionine-dependent methyltransferase activity
Source: RefSeq, a predicted model, not a curated record
AUGACGACCUUUUCGAUCCGCGCUUUCAUCCCGCCAUUGACGCGCCGAUGCGUGCCCCUCCAAACAACGCGUCGCUACGCCGUCCAAGCUCCCGGAGCUCCAACACUCGAAAUAUUCAGUAACCAGCAAAAAUGGAUGCAAAAAGAAAGAGCUGCGUCCAAUGCAGAGACCAGCAGGAGCGUAGACUACCUGAGAGAUGAGGUCGCCUCACGACUGUGUGAGCGAGUAUUGGACAUCAAUCGCCACUUUCCACAAGUCCUCGACCUCGGCGCCAAUGCCUGCAAUAUAGCCCGCAUGCUCACUCUCCCCUCUGAAGAGACUCCAGAUAAAGGCCCGCGCUCCAAACGCAUCGGGACCAUCACCGCCGCCGAGUCCUCCGAGACACUCUUGUACCGCGACGCCGACCUGCCCUUCAACAAGGAGGUCGACAUCGUCCGACAAGUUCUGCCGACCUCUGAGCUGCUGCCCUACGAAGCCAGCACAUUCGACGCUGUUCUGAGCAGCUUGAGUUUGCACUGGAUCAACGACCUGCCAUCUGUGCUGGCCCAAGUCAACCACAUCCUGAAGCCAGACAGCCCCUUCAUGGGCGUUAUGAUGGGCGGCGACAGCCUGUACGAGCUGCGCACCUCUCUUCAGCUGGCCGAGCAGGACCGCCGGGGUGGCGUGUCAACACACACUUCCCCUCUGGCUGAUGUGCGAGACGUGGGCGGGCUUUUGCAGAAGGCUGGCUUCAACCUUCUCACUGUUGACGUGGAUGACAUUAUCAUCGACUUCCCCGAUACAUUCUCCCUGAUGAAGGAUCUCCAGGCCAUGGGCGAGUCCAAUGCGGUGCUGGGUCGUGAAAAGGGUGGAAUACAUCGGGAUGUCUUGCUAGCUGCCGAUGCGAUCUAUAGGGAGUUGCAUGGCAAUGAAGACGGUACCCUGCCAGCGACCUUCCGUCUGAUCUAUAUGAUUGGCUGGAAGCCCAGUCCUACUCAGGCGAAACCCCUGGAGCGAGGCACCGGUAUGUUCAGCAUCAAAGACUACCUGGAGAAGAACAAGGGCGAGGGCGGGAAAGAGUGA